UAAACUUGACAUAAAUGGUGAGCGACUAAAACAGUUGCAGAAUAGGUUACAAAAUAUAAUCUAUUUAAUUAUUGAUGAAAAAAGCAUGAUUGGGCGUCGAAUGCUUGCUUUAAUUAAUUUAAGGUUACGCCAAGCUUUUCCUGAGCAUAAUAACACGCCUUUUGGUGGAAGAUCAAUAAUAUUAGUUGGUGAUUUUGGCCAGCUUCCUCCUGUACUUGACCAUCCCAUGUACACCACAACUAUUUUGCGAGAUCCAUUGUCUAAUAAUGGUAUUGUAGCGUAUAAACAGUUUCGAGAAGUAUAUAAACUUGAUAUUGUUCAGCGUCAAUCUGGUGAUUCUGAAGAACAACGGAACUUUAGAGAUAUUCUCUUACGAUUGUGCAAUGGAAAGUCUACAAUUAGUAACUGGAGAAUACUUACAGAUGUUAAUUUAGUAAAUAUGAAUAUGCUUAGAUCCUUAAACAUACUCAUUGCAAAAAUUCUUGCAGUACAUAAUAGAGGUGAUAACGAGGCCAAAAAUGCGAAUUCAGACAUAGCAAAUAGUCUUGAAGCAGAACUGUUACUAGCAAAAGGUGCUCGCAUUAUGCUCACAGCCAACCUGUGGACAGAAGCAGGAUUAGUUAACAGUUCAAUUGGAACUGUUCAAGGGAUUUUGUUUGAAGAAGAUCAGAGACCACCUGCACUUCCUACAGUAGUUUUUAUCUUAUUUGAUAAUUAUAGAAGAUCUACUGUAAAAAUGUUAAAUGGCAUAGAAGUUGUUCCAAUC
Messenger RNA from Scutellospora calospora, 766 nucleotides. The record is from the annotation of a GenBank genome assembly. NCBI's taxonomy places the organism in Eukaryota, Fungi, Glomeromycota, Glomeromycetes, Diversisporales, Gigasporaceae.